AUGUCUAUUGUCGAAAACCGUGACACUCACUCCGACACUUCCAACAAGUCGAUCCCAACCACCGUGGACCAAGGUGUUGGCAGAAUCCACGUCCACGGCGACUCCCACGAGUACGUCACCAUCGGAAACCAAAGAUUUUGGAGACACGAGUUGAUGCAAGCCUUCGGUGGUUCUUUGACUGUCGGUGCUACUCCAUACCCUAAGAUCAACAUCAACCCAGCUCCAGUUGGCCUUUCUGCCUUCGCUUUCACCACAUUUGUGUUGUCCAUGUGCAAUGCCCAGGCCAUGGGUAUCAAGAUCACCAACGUUGCCGUUGGUGCUGCUUGCUUCUAUGGUGGACUUGUCCAAAUUUUCGCUGGUGUUGCUGAGUUCUUCGCUGCCAACACUUUUGGUGCCACUGCCUUGUGUUCGUACGGUGCGUUCUGGUUGUCGUUUGCUGCUAUCAACAUUCCUGCCUUCGGAAUUGGUGCUGCUUAUAAGGGUGACGAGGAGAUGCUUGAGAAUGCCGUGGGAUUCUUCUUGACCGGCUGGGCCAUUUUCACCUUUAUGCUCGUGUUGUUGACUCUCAAAUCCACCGUUGCGUUCUGUGCUUUGUUCCUGAUGUUAUGUCUUACCUUCAUCCUUCUUGCUGCGGGUGCAUUCACUGGAAACGUCGGUGUUCAUCGUGCUGGUGGUGUAACUGGUGUGAUUACUGCUUUCUUGGGCUGGUACAAUGCCUUCGCUGGUACUGCCACCAAGCAGAACUCUUACUUCAUUGCCCACCCUAUUGCAUUGCCAGGAAACGUCCUCCGUUAG
This is a messenger RNA of Suhomyces tanzawaensis NRRL Y-17324, 795 nucleotides long. Its product is annotated as acetate uptake transporter family protein. NCBI's taxonomy places the organism in Eukaryota, Fungi, Ascomycota, Pichiomycetes, Serinales, Debaryomycetaceae. The coding region runs from base 1 to 795 and encodes 264 amino acids. The record is from RefSeq and is a predicted model, not a curated record. The transcript has a single exon. Gene Ontology annotation, molecular function: acetate transmembrane transporter activity. Gene Ontology annotation, cellular component: plasma membrane.